Molecule: messenger RNA, 321 nt
Organism: Rangifer tarandus platyrhynchus (Svalbard reindeer)
Lineage: Eukaryota; Metazoa; Chordata; Mammalia; Artiodactyla; Cervidae
Source: the annotation of a GenBank genome assembly
AUGUGCAAAGAUGCCCUGUGCCCACACCUCCUAUUGGAAAAGGAGGCUUUUCCCCCUUCUCGUUCCAUUGGGGCCAACUUCGAUUCUCUGUCCAUGGUGGGAGAAGGGGACAGGAGGUUAGGAAGUGUCCUCUUGCUUGCAGAUACACUGCAGAAUGAGUCUGUAGUUGAAAAAAAAACUAUAUUCAUUUGCUUCUUGUGUUUGAGCACAUGCCUGAAAAGGAGGUUUUGGGGGAAACUGUGCCUGUGCACCUGCCAUGUGCAUUAUUGGGGUCACCUACACCCCACGCUUUGGCUAGUUAAACGUUUUAGGAUGUUUUGA